Molecule: messenger RNA, 8498 nt
Organism: Loxodonta africana (African savanna elephant)
Lineage: Eukaryota; Metazoa; Chordata; Mammalia; Proboscidea; Elephantidae
Gene: SMIM3
Product: small integral membrane protein 3
Exons: 3
Coding region: 281-463 (60 amino acids)
Source: RefSeq, a predicted model, not a curated record
AGGGGAGCGCGCCCAGUCGGGAGCCGUGCGUCCCGCGCUCGCCUGCGCGCUCCCGCAUACCCGGGGCUCGGAGGAGCCCGGCCACGGUCUGGGCGCUGGUAGGGGCUGGGGUUCCUGGACUAGGGGCUGUUUCCCGCUGCUGGAGCCGGUGCUGUCCGGGGGGCCUCGAGAAACGCGCGGGCGGUCCCCGCCCCUGGAACUUUCCGCGGACCUGUCGCGAUCCGACUGCGGAGGGACCCGCGGGGUUUAAAACAGUCCUGUGGCUCUAGGGUGAAGCAACAUGGAUGCUGUCAGCCAGGUCCCUGUGGAUGUCACGCUCCCCAAGCACGUUUUGGACAUCUGGGUCAUUGUCCUCAUCAUCCUGGCCACCAUUGUCAUCAUGACCUCCUUGUUGCUGUGCCCAGCCACUGCUGUCAUCAUCUAUCGCAUGCGGACUCAUCCUGUCCUCAAUGGGGCUGUCUGAGAACCUCCCAAGAGGGCUAGUCACCUCAUAUGAAAAUCACAUGUGAAAGCUGGACAGCAAAUAAAGAAGACUGAAGAAGAAUUGAUGCUUUUAAAUUAUGAUGUUGUCCAAGACUACUGAAUAUACCAUGCAUGGACUGCCAGAAAAACGAACAAAUCUGCCUUGGAAGAAGUACAGCCAGAAUGCUCCUUAGAAGUAAGGAUGGCAAGACUACCUCAUAUACUUUAGACGUGUUAUCAGGAAGGCCCAGUUCCUGGAGAAAGACAUCAUGCUUGGUAGAUAGUCAGCGAAAAAGACGAAGAUCCGCGAUGAGAUGGAUUGACACAGUGGCUUCAACAAUGGGCUCAAGCAUAAUGAUUGUGAGCAUGGUGCAGGACCAGGCGGUGCUUCGUUCUGUUGUACAUAUGGUCGCUAUGAAGUUAGAACCUACUCGAGGGCACCUAAGGACAAUAAUAACAUGUGUCAAAACAAGUCUGGGAGGAGCAUUGAGAAGGUUAAAAGAGCGUUAUUGGGACAGUGAGAUUAUGGUGACUUUUUCUUUGUGUUUGAUUCUUUAUUGCAACUGUCUGUAAUGAAAUGAAUAUAUGCAUUGUCAGUUUGUUAUUAAUAAAAAUUAUUUGUGUGAUACUCUGCACCAUAUCUUACUGCAGGGGUAAUUUCUGCUAUCAUAUUUCAGUCAUAACUGGUUUCAUCAGACUUCUCUUUUCAACCCAACCCGUGUUUGGAAACUAACAUUCCAACAACAUGCCUCUUAUGCAUACCUACUGGUCCAAGGGAAUGAAGUUUAAGAAGUGUGUAUGUGUAUGCGUGUGUACGUGUAUGUGUGAAGGUGUAAUGUGAGCCUCUUGAAGUGCACAUAGAGCAUUUCAUGUUGAGCUAUUCACUUAACCACCCAUUUGGUUAUAAACAUGUUUGGAAAUAAACUUCCUAGUACUACCUAUCACAUAUGUGCAAAGCAAAUCUCAUUUCAUUUUCGUUUCUAGUAAUGAUAUUUAGUAUUAGUUGUCACUAAUAAAAAUUAUUUUUAAAUUCGUGGGUAGAAAGUUUUUUUUUUUUGCUUUCCAUCUCUACAAAUUUAGUGUUUUUCCUCUAUGGCAAUGAUUCUCAAACUUUCAUAUGCACCAGAAUCGUCUGGCCAAAAAAAAAAAAAAAAAAGCCAAAUGUGUUGCCGUCGAGUCCAUUCCAACUCAGUGAUCCUGUAAGACAGAGUAGAACUGCCCCAUGGAGUUUCCAAGGAGCAUGAAUCAUCUGGAGAGCUUUAAAGAAAAUUGUUGACUACUAUGUGUCAGGCAAGUAGCCCUGGUGGUACAGUGGUUAAAGUUCUCGGCUGUUAACUGAAAGGUCGUUGGUUUGAACCCACCAGCUGCUCUGAGGCAGAAAGGCGUGGCAGUCUGCUUCCAUGAAGUUUACAGCCUUGGGACCUUAAUGGAGCAGUUCUAGUCACUAUGAAUUGGAAUUGACUCAGUGACAGUGGGUUUGGUUUGGUUUUUGAUUCUUAAAUAGCCUGAUUCAGCAGGUCUACGAUAGAGCCAAAAAUUUGGCAUUUUUGAUAAAGUUUUAUGUCCAAAGAUAGGGAAGUUUGUUUCCACUGUGAUAGCUGCCUACUACUUAAGUCUUUUCUUAAUUGUCUGCUGGAGGAAAACCUGGACAAUUUUGUGAUUGACAAGCAUAGAAUUAGUCUUGUACAAUAUAAGUCCUGAGAAUCAGUAGGCUGGGAAUUGGUGGAUGUGGGACUUAGGCUCUGUGUGUGCUGCCUAGCCUCUUCUGAGUCUGACUCCUAGUUUAUAAAGAGGAACUAAUGAAAGGUAUCAGAAUUAAAUGAGAAAAUCAUUCCACGCUUUUUGGGUGAAUGGGUGUAAAGAAUUCCUAAGCGGUCCACCAGAUGGCGAUGCAGUUCUUUUUCCAAAUGCAGCAAUCAAGCGCUGAAAGUUUUGAGUUAUUCUCCUCACGUGCCUUGUUGUUGCCAACUGCCAUUGAGUUCACUCCGGCUCAUGGCUAUCUUACAUAUAACAGAACUUGAGGUGUGGUCCUGUGCCAUCUUCAUGAUCAUGUUUGAGUACCUUGUUUUGACUAUUGUGUCAAUCCGCUCAUUGAGGGUUUUCCCUGACCCUCUAUCAUGUUUCUAGCAAGUCAAUAUUUUUACACUCCUAGUUUUAGAGACUCUGGGGGUCACGUAGGGGUCAUCCAAUACAAACUCACCUAUAAUGCAGGAACUCCCUCUGUACCAGUAGGGUGCUGUGGAGUUGAUUCUGAUUCCUGGCAGCUUCAUGUGAAGUGUAGCACUGUGCUCGAUAGGUUUUCAAUGGUUGUGAUCUUUUGGAGGUAGGCCUUUCUUCUGAGCCAGGUUUGGGGGGAUAUGAACCGCCAACUUUUAGGUUAGUAGCUGAGUGCUUAACCAUUUACGUCAUCCAGGGACUCCUACCUAAAUCACAUAGUAUUUAAUUGAGGUGGAUGAAAGGCUCUUCGAUUCCCAUAAAGAUUUACAUACCGUAAGAAAAGUUUCUAUUUUACGUGUUCUAUAGGGUCGCUAUGAGUCGGAAUUGACUCGACGGCACUUGGUAUAAUGUCAAUAGUUUUUUUUUUUUUGGUGUAAUAACAUUAGGAGCUCUGGUGGCACAGUUAGUUAAGAGCUUGGCUGCUAACCAAAAGGCUGGCAGUUCGACUCCACUAGGCACUCCUUGGAAACCCUAUGGGACAGUUCUACUCUGUCCUAUAGGGUCACUAUGAGUUGGAAUUGACCCCAAUGGGUUUGGGUUUUUUGGUUUAUAAUAGCAUUAAGGAGCCUUGGUGACACAGUAGUUAAGCGCUCGACUGCUAACCAAAAGGUUGGCAGUUCAAACCCACCAGCUGCUCUGUAGAAGAAAGUCGUGGCAGUCAGCUUCUGUAAAGAUUACAGCCUUGGAAACCCUAUGGGGCAUUUCUGCUCUGUCCUAUAGGGCUGCUAUGAGUUGGAAUCAACUCGAUCAUAAUGGAUUUGUUUUGGGUUUAUAAUAACAUUAUUAUAACAAAGUUACAAAAAUCAUACACUGGGUAGUUUUUAAAUUUAGAAAGCUACAGCUAUACAGAGAAUUGUUUAAAUGCACAAACUUUUGAGCCAAGCAGACCAAAUAUCUGUGCCACUUUUUGAAAGUGACUGUAUCAAAAUGGCACUGUCCUCAUUUAUAAAAGGUGGGGGGCUAUAUUUACCUCAGUAGUGCUGCUGGGGGAUUGAUUAAAGGAGGUGCUGUAUGUAAAACAUUUAUAGAGAGCCUGGCCAGAAGUGAGGACUCAAUGCUUACACGUUACCUGAAAACAAAGGAGGAUCAUUAGCUCUACCUGAAAGAAUACAGAUAUGGACGGGGCAAGUUGGCUGCUUGGCCUCACUGCAUUGGGUUCACCCAAACACCCCAGGAAACAUUCCCACGGUGACCAGCAGGAGAGUGAGAAGUGCAAAAGAAAGGAUUGGGGUGGGGAAGAAAUGAGGCGGCUAAGUAGUCUAAGGAGAAGUUAGGAAAUAAUGUAAAAACCUAACUCAAUUUAUUCUAUUAUCCUCAUAUUCUCUUUAUACAUUCUUCUUUGCAAUUAUUUUACUUUAAUGAUCAAGUUUUUCAUCUCAGAUUUGUGUCUUGGUGAAAAAACAGAUUUUACUAUUACUGUACAGUAAAAGCUUAGAAGUGUACAGAACUCCGUGUCAAUGAAACGAAAACUCAUACAAAUGAGAGAGAGUAAGCAAAUGCACUUCACCAAAAUUUGUCAUUUCAACAACAAGUUUUACAACAAGGAUGUAAGACAUAUAUUCUUUGUGAAUUUUCAAUCACAGCGAUCUUAGCCUUCCUAGUACUGGAGUGCUUUUUACGAGAUUUUCACCUCAGAAAACAUAUUAAACAUUUUUUGUUGUUAGAAAAAGUCCAAACAUUAUUUUAAAAAUAUGAUUGUCUCAUGCUACAUAACAGUUCUUUGGAUCAUGCGUAAUAAAGAAAUGAUACCUAAAACAAAGCUAUUUUGUGUUUUAGGAAUUGAAUAGCGGCUGGCCACAGAACGAUUUGUGCCAUCUGUGGACAUCAUGGCAGUAGAUUGACUUAACUUUUCUUUCUACAUGCUUAGUACUAAAUAAUUUUGAAUUUAUGGAGAGUUAAGUUAAGCUAAAUGAAUUCCAACUUUGCAUUUAGUUGUAAGGAGCCUGACGCUUUCAAAAGGUAAGCUGAUGUGGCAUGACAAAAUUUUUCAGCCAUUACAUGAGCGGACUACAGAAUUCCAAACAGCAAACGUUACUGCAUCAGGAGGUAUGACAUGAUACCUAUUAGAAAAGGAAAGGGGAGAAGAGAAAAGUAAGGUUGGUAGCCAGAAUAUGAGCUAAGCGGGGCGACUGCAGCUUUGUCAGGCAGUCAAAGGCAGCAUGCCCAGAGGAGUGAGAGAGAGAAUAUAUUUGAAUUUAUUACAAUUCCAGGCAGUUAAUCUGCUUCUCAUGUUCUACUCAUGUACCUUUGUGUACAUGUGUGUAAUUUGGUAAAUAUUUUACCCCAGAGAAAGUCCUUGGAUGAGAUGUAAUGUUUUGAUAAGAUUCCCUUCAGAAAUAUUAAUUAAUCUAGGAGAAUGGAAGAGCCUGAAUGAAAAUCAGUAGCUCAAGCAUGGAGAUGUGCAGAACUCAGUCAGCAGAGUGGCAAGAGAAUGACGUAAUGGAAAGAAUGAAAAGUCACCCAGGCAAGAGCCCUAGAAACCUUCUAAGAUUUGGGUUUUUCAUUGAUGUUUAACAAAGCUUCGCUACACAGAAUUUUGGAAGGCUGUAUCCUCUUAAUUUCAGUAGAAGUUUUUUUUAAUUCUAGAAAAACAAAAACAAGCAAACAAAAAACUUUCACUUUUCAGUCUUGCAGUAUGGAUACUAAAUAGAUUUGAGAAAAUAGGCUAUGCACUGUGGGAAAAAAAAUCUGGCAAAGGCUGUGAAUUCCUAUCAAUCCGAACAAAUAAAAUAAAACAUAUUGCUGUCUAGUCAAUUCCGAUUCAUGGUGGGAUGUCUAAACUUAGGGACAGGGCAGGAGGCAUCUCUGUCCUUUGAGAUGUUCUGUUUUAUUCUGAAAAAGCGGAAUGGGACAAGGCCAGAGAUUCUGAUGAUCAGAAGUAUCCAAAGCUACAUGUAAAAUAGAAGCUCAGGAUGUCUAAGAAAAGAGAUAAGAAUGUACAAAAUGGCCAAUAUCGUACAAUCCCCCUGGUCCUUAAGCAAUUACUGGAAUUUUUAACAUGCUUGAUUUGAAUAUUUUAUCCAAAUACAUUCUUGAAGGAAAUCUCUAUCGUUCUUCAUAAUUAGCUGGAAUGCUCAAUUUAUUCUACUUUCUCUGGCUGAAAUACUCUUUAAAAUAUUUGUUGAAAGUCUCUGCUUACAAAGUUUCGGUAAACUUACGUAGAUUUUGUAAAAAGCUGUUUUAUACCCAAAGCCAGAAGAUGAAAAUGAGAAUUAAAAAAGACAAAUGCCUCAGACAUGCUUUGAAACUUCAAUUUCAAAAUUAAUCAGAAAAGUAUUAUUUCAGGAUGGAAAGAGAAUAAAAUUAUAGGUAAAGAGUACCUUCCUUGAAAUGUGUUGUGGUCUUUGAGAGUUCUCACCACAAGACCUUCGUAGAAGAAAACUGGAGGGUUGGUAAUUUCUGCAAUGGAGGAGGCGGGGGGAUUAGAAUCUGUCUGAAUUCUUAGUUUUAACAUUUUUCCUGUCACAACUGAUCUUUAUUUCAGACACUACUUUUUAAAGUAGGUCAUAUAUUCUGCCAUAAUAUAGAUACAUAUACUUUUUUUUUGAGAGAAGAAUGGAGUAUAGGUUUCACUAUUGUACUUGCAUUCUAUGAGAUUAUUCCAUUGCCUAAUUAAUGUUUUUUGGGGAAAGGUAGUGAUUUUUUGACGUUCUGAUAGGGGGGGAAAAAAAGAAAAGGAGACAAUUUCUUAGCCUGGUCAGGAAAGGGGCAGGCAUGUGGGGCUGAAAUGCUGGCUUUUAUAAGGACAAUUACUGGGUCAGAGUAUUGUUCAAUUUUAGUGCUUUGAUACGCAUGUCCAAAAUGCCCUCCCCAGAGAUAUUGUGCCACCAUACCUCACACUAGCAUUUAUUAAGCGUGCCCAUCCUCUGGACGCUUAUGAAUCUCAUAUAUAAUAUUUGCCUGUUUGAGGGUGUGUGUGUUGGGGGGAUGAAGUGUACUUGUUUGUAAUUUUUUUUUAUUAUUAGUAAGAUUGAUCAUUAAAAUAACCAAGUAUCAUUUAUUAGUGUAUUUUAACAUUUUCAACUUAAAAAAAAAACUUUAAAUUUCGAUAUAUCAAGUACACUAAAAUGCACAAAUUUUAGGUGUUCAGUAUGGUGUGUUUUGGUAAUAGUGUAUGCCUAUGUAAACACCUAAAAAAAAGACAGAGAACGUUUCUAUCAUUCUCAAAAGUUCCUUUGUGCUACUUUCCAGUCAAUUUCCAUACCAUCUCCUAGGCAACCAUGUUGUGAUUUCUACCACCAUAGAUAAGUUUGUCUGGAUUUCAUAUAGAAUUAUACAGUAGAUACUCUUCUGUGUCUGGCUCCUGCCUUUGGGAAAGAUCCAUGUUGUUGAAUGUAUCAGUAGGUUGUUAUUUUUUGUAUGGCUAGGCAAUAUUCCAUUGUAUGAACAUACUAUAAUUUGGUUAGCCUUCUUGUUGAUAGACAAUUAGGAUGCUUUCCAUUUUGGGCUAUUACGAACAGGGCUGCUAUAAGUUUUCUUGUUUAAAAAAGACUUUUUGUGAACAUGUUUUCAUCUUUUUUGAUAAAUGCCUAAGUGAAAUUGUUGGGUCAUAGAAUGGAUGUAAAUUUAAUUAUAAAACCAACUUCCAAACAGGUCUUCAAAGUGGUCGCGUAUUUUACAUUGCCAUCAGCAGUGUACGAGAGUUCCCGUUGAUUGACGUUCUGGUCAACAUAUGUGAAAUCAUGCAUUAUUGUGGCUUUAAUUUUCAUUUCCCUGUCAACGAAAGAUACAGAGCACCUUUUUCAUGAGGUUAUUGGCAAGUUGUAUUUCUCUUUUGUGAAGUGCCUGUUUAAGAGUCUUUUCCUCAAUUUUGAAAAUUAAGCUCUCUUUUUAUUAAUUUGUAGUAGACAUUCUUUAUAUUGUCUGAUAUAAAUCCUUAAUCAGAUUCAUGCUUUGCAAAUACUUUUUCCCAAUCUGUGUUUGUCUUUUGAUUUUAAAUGGCAUUUUGAUCAGCAGAUGUUUCUAGUUUUGAUUAAGUGUAGUUGAAUAAUUUUUUCUUUUAUGGUUCAUAUUCUUUGCAUUCUGUCCAAGAAAACUUUGUCUGCCCCAGGGCUGUAAAGAUAUUUAUUCUUCUAUGUUUUCUUCUAGAAGGUUUACAUUUAUGGGGUUUCCCUUUAGUUCUAUGAUACAUCUCAAAUUAAUUUUUGUGUGGAGUUUCAUUUUUCGUUUUUUUUUUUUGAAUAUUAAUAUCUAGCUGUCUCAGCAACAGUUGUUGAACUCUCUCUUUACCCCACUAAAUUAACUUGGUAUCUUGUAAGUAUCAGUUGACUGUAUAUUUGUGUCUAUUUUUAUACACCUCCAUUGACCUAUUAGUCUGUCUUUAUCCCUUGUACGUUAUAUAUCCUAUGUCCUAUGUCUUGAUUAUUGUAGGUUUACAGUACAUCUUGGAAGACAGUGUAAAUCUUCCAAAUUCUUUUGGCUUUUCUACAUCCUUUGCAUUUUUAUAUAGAAUUGGUAAUCACAUAUCAAAAAGUGGCCAGAAUUUUGAUUGAAAUUACACCCAAUCUGUAGAUCAAUUUGGGUAGAAUUAAAAUCUUAACAAUACUGAAUUUUCUUAUCUAUGAACAUCAUAUGCCUCUCCGUUUAUUUGUUUGUCCUCUAAUUUUGAACAGCAAUGUUUUUUAGUGUCAGGGUAUAGAUUUUGCACAUAUUUUCUUAAAUUUAUUCCUAAGCAUUUUAAUCUUUUUAUACUAUUACAAAUGGUCUUUUUUCUCAUUUGUUUGUAGCUACUGUGUAGACAUACAACUGAUUUUUGUACUUUGACCUUGUAUCCUACAACUUUGCUUAAUUUUCUUAUUAGCUACAGAAGGUUUUUUUUU